This is a messenger RNA of Aspergillus pseudotamarii, 1380 nucleotides long. Its product is annotated as putative iron-sulfur cluster-binding protein. Lineage: Eukaryota; Fungi; Ascomycota; Eurotiomycetes; Eurotiales; Aspergillaceae. The transcript has 7 exons. Bases 1 to 1380 code for a protein of 459 amino acids. The record is from RefSeq and is a predicted model, not a curated record. Gene Ontology annotation, molecular function: 2 iron, 2 sulfur cluster binding.
AUGCAGGCAUAUGCGGAGGUGAAAGCCAAAGAUCGUCGAGCCCUGAAUCCUGUAAGUCUCGCCUGUGCUCGAGCGAGCCCUUUUAUAGAUAUCCCCCAGUUUCCGGAAGACCUGGGGACAGAUAUUCUUUCGGAAGGCUUACAGAAACUUAACACGGGAAUCAUCAUGGAAGCCUUCAUCUUCCCGACAGCACCCACAUUGCUUGCACUUCUAGCUGGGAUUGCUUUCCUAUAUCGGUUCUGGCCACAUAGUUCAACUCCAGCCCCUAAGCUAUUGAAUCCUGAGAAAUCUGUGACCCUUGGUCCAACUCCAGAUGUCACAGAAGAUGAGAAUCGUGGAGUCUCCAAAGAAUCAGAUUUCCCAGCAGGCUGGUGGGUGAGCAAGGAUGUUUUCGAGCUCGAAAAGCGUGCAAUCUUUAACCUGGCUGUGUCUCUCUCAUCGCAAUCGCUUUGCGAAGACGGGAAGGUGAGAGCUUUCCACAACGUCUGUCGUCAUAGAGCGUACACCGUCACGAAGAAAGAAUGUGGAUCCUCUGCAGUGCUUGGUUGUCGAUAUCAUGGCUGGAGUUAUAACACCUACGGCGAGCUUACCAAGGCUCCUCAUUUCGAUGAUAUUCCAGGCUUUGACAGAUCACAGAACAGCCUCUUCGCCAUUCAUACGGUUACGAACGGACUGGGGUUUGUAUUCAUUAACCUUGAGGCUAGCCCAAGAACCCCGUCGGCCGACACAAGCCUUUUGGACGCCUUUGCGAGCAACAAUAGACUGGACUCUCAGUCCAUAUGGGUAGCAGGGCAAACCAUCAAGGUAGAUCUCAAUUGGAAAAUGACCUUCAGGCAGCAGCAAUUGAUCGACAUCCUCAGACUAGAGAAUGAGAUUGAGCAGCAGAGCAAUAUACCCCAAGUGACCAGUAUUUUGGACUAUGUUCGGGCGAAAUCAGAGCACUUUUCGCUCUUCCCCUUUACCUCCUUCUACUCAAUGAAGAGGACUGGAUGGUGGUGUGCGCUGAGCUUCUUACCAGUAUCUGAACAGAAGACGGCAAUCCGAUACGACCUGUACUGCUCGAAGAUUGAUAGUUCUCGUUCACGGGUAGUUGCGGAUAAAUUGGCUGAACUUUUGGAGGAGAAAGCCCGGGAACUAGAAACAGAGUACCAAGAGUCAUUCGUAUCUGCGCCCCCAAGCCUUCACAGUGAAGAGAUAGAAUUUCAGAAGAAUAUUCUCGACUGCCUCGAAGCUCAUAUCAAGCUGGAAAAAGCGCAGGGGGUCGAAGUGUUUCCAGCGAUGAGAAAGCCAAGGGAGAAUUCCAGGUUUCAGCAAGCCGAACAACUCUGCAAGGAACUCGACUGUAAGAGCGAGCUCAUAGGAAAAGAUCUCGCAUGGUAA